This is a messenger RNA of Anolis sagrei ordinatus, 1664 nucleotides long. RefSeq names its product actin related protein 10 (gene ACTR10). Gene Ontology annotation, cellular component: dynactin complex. The record is from RefSeq and is a predicted model, not a curated record. Lineage: Eukaryota; Metazoa; Chordata; Lepidosauria; Squamata; Anolidae. Gene Ontology annotation, biological process: retrograde axonal transport of mitochondrion.
UGAGAAAGGCCCCCUUGUGUUCCUUUGCUUCCGUAGUUGGAGCUUGGCCUUCUCCGGGGAGGCUGCAGCGAUGCCGCUCUACGAAGGCCUCGGGAGUGGCGGCGAGAAAACCGCGGUGGUGAUGGACCUGGGCGCGGCCUUCACCAAGUGUGGCUUUGCAGGAGAAACAGGACCAAGAUGUGUCAUUCCUAGUGAAAUAAAAAAACCAGGCAUGUCAAAGCCUGUCAAAGUGGUUCAAUACAACAUUAACACAGAAGAGUUGUAUUCCUACCUGAAGGAAUUUAUACACAUGCUUUAUUUCAGACACUUACUGGUAAACCCCCGAGACCGUCGUGUUGUGAUUGUGGAGUCAGUGCUGUCCCCUUCCCAUUUCAGAGAGACACUCACAAAGGUUCUGUUCAAAUAUUUUGAGGUUCCUUCUGUGCUCUUUGCCCCAGGUCACCUGAUGUCCCUUCUGACCCUUGGGAUUAAUUCAGCCAUGGUCUUGGAUUGCGGUUACACAGAAAGUCUGGUGUUACCAAUUUAUGAAGGAAUCCCUGUUCUGAAUUGCUGGGGUGCACUUCCUUUGGGAGGAAAAGCCAUUCACAAAGAAUUGGAGUACCAGCUUCUGGAGCAGAGCACUGUGGACACUGGAGCCACCAAAGGACAGAGUCUCCCAUCAGUGAUGGGUUCUGUUCCAGAAGACAUUGUAGAAGACAUAAAAGUUCGCACUUGCUUCGUGAGUGACCUCCAGCGAGGGCUCAAAAUCCAGGCGGCUAAGUUCAAUAUGGAUGGCAGUGCUGAGCGACCAACCCCACCUCCUGAUGUAGAUUAUCCACUGGAUGGAGAGAAGAUUUUACAUGUCAAUGGAGCCAUUAGAGACUCUGUUGUUGAAAUACUCUUUGAGCAAGAUAAUGAAGAAAAAUCAGUGGCCACAUUAAUAUUGGACUCACUUAUGGAGUGUCCAAUAGAUACCAGAAAGCAGUUGGCGGAGAACUUGGUGGUCAUUGGCGGCACAGCCAUGCUGCCAGGAUUCCUGCACAGGCUGAUGGCCGAAAUCAGGCACUUGGUGGAGAAGCCCAAGUACAAGGAGGUCCUGGGCUCAAAGACCUUCCGGGUGCACACUCCGCCUGCAAAACCCAACUGCGUGGCCUGGUUAGGAGGAGCCAUUUUUGGGGCCCUCCAAGACAUCCUCGGGAGCCGUUCGGUGUCAAAAGAAUACUACAACCAGACAGGCCGCAUCCCAGACUGGUGCUGCCUCAAUAACCCUCCUUUGGAAAUGAUGUUUGACGUGGGGAAAACACCUCCCCCUUUGAUGAAAAGAGCCUUUUCCACGGAGAAGUAGAGUUUUCCCUCUGGGACAGGAAUUCAUUCCACUUUAUGGCGCUCCCUUUAUUGCUUCACUUCCUGAUGCUAAACCGUCAUAGAACUGAAUGCAGUUCUGGAUGAGUGGACACAAAGUUGACCUCUUCUGUCAGCUACCCAACUUUAAACGAUACCCCAUUGUUGUGCUUAUUUAUUGUGUACAGUAAUCACCAAACAAGGUCACAAGCCUUUGGCUUUUAUUAUUAUUUAAAGCAUUUGAAACUGAAGCUUCUCUGAGCUCGGAACUGCACAUGCAACUUUCUUUGCCAAUGUAAUGUUGUAGUUCACUUUAGUCAUCUAUUAAAACAUCAAAACAUGAA